This is a messenger RNA of Leptopilina heterotoma, 2829 nucleotides long. It is a transcript of the gene Sam-S, whose product is annotated as S-adenosylmethionine synthase. Gene Ontology annotation, cellular component: cytosol. The transcript has 8 exons. The coding region runs from base 306 to 1520 and encodes 404 amino acids. Gene Ontology annotation, molecular function: methionine adenosyltransferase activity; ATP binding. Lineage: Eukaryota; Metazoa; Arthropoda; Insecta; Hymenoptera; Figitidae. Gene Ontology annotation, biological process: S-adenosylmethionine biosynthetic process. The record is from RefSeq and is a predicted model, not a curated record.
UCAAGCGUCAGCAAGUGGGGAGUCUCUUUUACAUCUUAACACUGUUCAGUGGUGCAUUCCUUCUUUUUAAAACACUAUAUUAUCAUCAUAACGUUUGUGUAUACUUGUGAUAUUGUGUAUAGCGCGCCUCUUCUUGCGCGACGAUAACAAACGUGUAAGAAACCAUCGCAGCUCGACAUUUCUAUACACGAGCAGUAUACGGUUUAAGCGUGUACUCGCUCUACAGACCCUGUUCAACGACAUUCGUGAAACGAUUCACAAGACUAGCACAAUUCACCACUGAAAGACAAAAGUUGAAAGGAAAAAUGCCGGAGACAGCACAUCAUAUGAACGGAUAUGCAAAUGGCCACUCACCACCGGAACUACAUCAGAAUACCAAUUUUCUGUUCACAUCGGAAUCAGUUGGCGAGGGCCAUCCUGAUAAAAUGUGCGACCAAAUAAGUGAUGCCAUAUUAGAUGCCCACUUGAAACAAGAUCCGGAUGCUAAAGUUGCCUGUGAAACCGUAACAAAGACGGGAAUGAUUCUUCUGUGUGGGGAAAUUACAUCAAAAGCAGUCGUGGACUAUCAAAAAAUAGUACGAGACACAGUGAAUCACAUAGGCUAUGACGAUUCCUCGAAAGGAUUCGAUUGGCGUACGUUGAACCUUUUGGUGGCUGUUGAACAACAAAGUCCGCAUAUCGCUAGCGGCGUCCAUAUCGGCAGGGAAGAAAUGGAUUUGGGUGCAGGUGAUCAGGGUUUGAUGUUCGGCUACGCGACUGAUGAAACUGACGAAUGUAUGCCUCUGACUGUUGUUUUGGCGCACAAAUUGAACCAGAAGAUUGCAGAAUUAAGACGAAGCGGUGAAUUGUGGUGGGCACGUCCCGACUCUAAAACACAGGUUACCUGUGAAUAUAUUAUGGACAAUGGUGCUUGUGUUCCACGGCGAGUUCACACAGUUGUUGUUUCUGUGCAACAUAGCGAGAAAGUUACGUUAGACGAACUACGCCUUAACGUCUUGGAAAAAGUAAUCAAGAAAGUUAUUCCAGCAAAAUAUUUGGACGACAAAACUGUUUUCCACGUUAAUCCCUGCGGUGAUUUCGUCAUUGGUGGUCCACAGAGUGAUGCUGGUCUUACUGGUCGGAAAAUAAUUGUCGACACGUACGGUGGCUGGGGUGCUCACGGAGGUGGAGCGUUUUCUGGAAAAGAUUUCACCAAAGUCGAUAGAUCUGCUGCUUACGCAGCAAGAUGGGUUGCAAAAUCAUUGGUGAAAGCUGGUCUUUGCAGACGUUGCCUAGUACAGGUUUCAUAUGCAAUUGGAGUGGCUGAACCUCUAUCAAUAACUGUUUUUGAUUAUGGAACUUCAAAGCAUUCGCAAAUGGAGCUCCUGGAAAUUGUAAAGAAAAACUUUGACUUGCGUCCUGGAAAAAUUGUUAAAGAAUUAGAUCUCCGUAACCCAAUUUAUCAACAAACAAGUACGUACGGCCAUUUCGGACGUGAUGGAUUCAGUUGGGAACAACCAAAGACCCUAAAUCUUGAUUGAUGAGAGAGUUUGCCUAAAUCCCCUUGAAUAUUUUUUAUUUAAAAACAAAAAAAAAGAACAAGAAACAAAAAUCCCCCUAAAACUCUAUAUGAACCUGUACCAUUAAAAAUUUAACAAGAUCCUCUUGUGACCUUUGUCGAUUUUAUCAAGAAAAUUUAGCUUCAUUUUCCUUGAAGCCCUUUAGAGACAAAACAAAACAAAACAAAAAAUAUCCUCAAUCGAUGGAUGCCACUUUGGCAUCUUAUUUUUUCACAUGGUCACACGAGUUUUUGUCGACUGUAAAGCAAAUAUGAUUAUUUGUAAUACGAGGUGCGAGUGUGAGCAAGAUUUUUUUUCACCAAAUAUUAAUUCCCCAGUAAACAGAUCAGUAAAAGGAGUAAAGGAAAAAAUAGUAUUUAAAAACAAAGAAAAUUUGGAAUAGGAAAGAAUCUCGGAAGUAAGGGUAGAAAAAAAGAGCAGACUUUACUUUGGGUCGUGUCAAUUUUUUUUCUUUUGCUAAAAAGAAAUUCUUCUAUUGAGAAGAAUUUCAUAAAACUAAUUAAAUCUGUGUAUAUAUUGGCAAGAAAUUGAAUUAUUGCAGUAGUUUCCAAGUAUCGUAUAAAAAAAUGAAAAAAAGAAAAAAAUGUUGACAAGUGAAAAACACGGAAUGCAGUUUUUUUGUGUCACAGCUCCAAAAUUAAUUUGUCAUCAUUUACUUUUUAUGCGAUAUUUGAGGAUCAAAAGCAUCUCCUUCUCAGAUUUUUAGGAAUUGCACUAAAGUAGUGUUUCCGUGUGGAAAUGAGAAAACUAGAAUGUCAUCAUUCGUUUUCUGCAAACGUACAUAAUGUGUGUGGCAUUUGUAUUUCGUAGCACUGACAGAAUGAAAUUUUUAUAUUUUAAUUUUAACGAUGAACAAAAAAAAAUAUGCGAACUAAACAAAGUUUUUUUCAAAUACGCCUGAAAAGCGUUCAAGAAAUUUUAAUUGUAAAUUAAUUAUAGUUGCAAUGGCACGGAAUGAAAUCUAAACGAAAAUAAACCAAAGAUAAAAAUAGAUGAAAUCUUUUUUUUUCAGUUAUUUUAAAACUUGCUUUACUUAUACAUAAUAUUAAGUGUUUCUGUGAAAUGCUUUUUUUUACUACAUUUUAAUGCGAUUUUUGUAAAUUACGUGACAGUUGAUACAUUAUAUUGAAAAUAGAUAAUUUCUUCUGUCAGAAUGAAGUGCAGAUGAUCAUGCGUAAAAUGGACGACUAUGUAAAAAAAUGAAAUCAUCGUGUGCAUGUGAACAUUGUAACUUUUUUUUAAUAAAUUGAUUAUUUUAUUUCACUCAAAA